AUUCCAAAAAUAAAAAAAUACAGUAAAAUUGAGUUCGCAGACUGAAAACUCCAAAACCUCACAGAUCAGAAGUGCGAAGACGAAGACGAAGACGAAGACCCCUCAACUAUUCAAAAUCCCUAAAAAAACCCCAUAUUAAAGUCGCUGCAUUUUCAAAUUCAACCUCCUCUAAUUAUUACGCACAAGAACAAAGAGCAAGAAAACGGUGGGAGCAGACAAUUGAUCACUCUCACCGUUUCUGUGAGAUGAGCAGAGUGUCCAAGUUUGUAAUCUUCGAUUCGAUGAGCAGAGCAAGAAAACGGCGUCGUAUUGUUUUCUGGGUUCUUUUUUAGUACCUUUUGUGCUGAAUGGCUAAGCGCGUGCACCAAGUAUGGAAGGGUAACAAUAUCUUUUUUCUGUGUGGGAGGUUGAUUUUCGGCCCUGAUGCCAAAUCACUGCUUGUCACCUUAUUGUUGAUCAUCGCCCCUGUCGUUAUCUUUUGUGUUUUUGUUGCAAGACAUCUUCGGCAUCAAUUCUCAUCCUAUAAUGCAGGAUACGCAAUCAUUGUAGCUGCUAUAGUCUUCUCCAUUCAUGUGCUAGUCUUGUUGUUUCUAACAUCAUCCCGAGACCCCGGAAUUGUGCCACGCAAUUUACAUCCUCCACAAGAAGAUAUUCGUUAUGAUAAUUCUGCAUCAGUGGAGGUUGGCGGAAGGCAGACACCAAGCCUCCAGUUCCCACGAACCAAAGAAGUAAUGGUCAAUGGGCUCCCUGUCAGAGUUAAAUAUUGUGAUACUUGUAUGUUAUAUCGUCCUCCUCGUUGUUCACACUGCUCGAUUUGCAAUAAUUGUGUCGAGCGUUUUGAUCAUCACUGCCCUUGGGUAGGCCAGUGCAUAGGAAUGCGAAACUACCGUUAUUUCUUCUGUUUCGUUUCCUCGGCAGCGCUUCUUUGCAUCUAUGUGUUUUCAAUAUCAGCUUUCUAUGUCAAGGUUUUGAUGGAUGAUCAUAAAGGUACUGUGUGGAAGGCAAUGAAGGAAUCUCCUGCAUCCGUGGUUCUGAUGGGUUACUGUUUCAUAUCAUUAUGGUUUGUCGGUGGGCUGACUGGAUUUCACCUUUAUCUAAUAAGCACUAAUCAGACAACCUAUGAGAACUUCCGGUACAGAGCUGACAGCAGGAUCAAUGUCUAUAAUCGUGGUUGCUUAAACAACUUUUUCGAAGUAUUUUGUACAAAGGUGAAGCCUUCAAAGAACAACUUCCGAGCUUUGGUGCAGGAGGAAUCCCAGAGGCCACCGAUGGCUACUUCAAGGGACAAUGCUGAGCCAGAGGAAACGGGAGAUGACCGACGUAUGAAGGUGGAAGAUGAUUUAGACAUUGGUGGAGAUCUUUUGAAGAUCUCGCAGCGUCAUAACAUUGAAGACAUUGAAGCAGACAUUCGUAGUAGAGGAAGCGAUGUGCCCCAUCACAAUUUAUCUGAAGUAGAUUCUGUGUUGGGUUCUAACAGACGGCCCCCUGCCGUGCAAUUAGAAACAACGCGACGCACAAGUUGGGGGCAAAGUGGUAACUGGGAAAUUGGAAACGAGGGAAGCUUUGUUACUCCGAAAGAAGCAUUCCAGUGAGUGUGCUGAAGUGCAGUAGACGGGCACCGGACAUAAAGCGGUAAACUUGCAAAUUCGAAGGAUAUUCCUCUUUGCAUUUUGAUAUUUGAAGAAAAAUGCCAUCUUAUAUUCAAUCCAAGGCCGAGAUGAUCCAUUUUUACUACCUGUUUAGGCUAUGAUUUGUGCUACCAUUCAUCUCUUGCUCCUUCUUGGACCAAUCUAAUCUUUACCCUUUUUUUUAUUAUUAUUAUGAAAAAUGUGAAGGUUUCUUACUUUUGUAUUUUCCCCAAACAAUCCUAUUUGGUGUCUGUAGUCGUGUGGGUUUUAUGAAUCGGUACUCUUUGUGUAAUUAACUUUUUUUACAUAGAUUGGGCUAGAUAUUUACUUCAAGGCUUUACCACGGUCAACAUUGUAUCAACUAUUUUCAGUUGUAAAUCGAGAUGAUUUGGUUAAA
Messenger RNA from Salvia splendens (bonfire salvia), 2025 nucleotides. RefSeq names its product protein S-acyltransferase 8. Gene Ontology annotation, molecular function: protein-cysteine S-palmitoyltransferase activity. Bases 348 to 1592 code for a protein of 414 amino acids. The record is from RefSeq and is a predicted model, not a curated record. Gene Ontology annotation, cellular component: endoplasmic reticulum; Golgi apparatus. The transcript is spliced from 5 exons. NCBI's taxonomy places the organism in Eukaryota, Viridiplantae, Streptophyta, Magnoliopsida, Lamiales, Lamiaceae. Gene Ontology annotation, biological process: peptidyl-L-cysteine S-palmitoylation; protein targeting to membrane.